Molecule: messenger RNA, 2419 nt
Organism: Crotalus tigris (Tiger rattlesnake)
Lineage: Eukaryota; Metazoa; Chordata; Lepidosauria; Squamata; Viperidae
Gene: GGT5
Product: gamma-glutamyltransferase 5
Exons: 12
Coding region: 544-1977 (477 amino acids)
Biological process (GO): leukotriene D4 biosynthetic process; inflammatory response; glutathione catabolic process
Cellular component (GO): plasma membrane
Molecular function (GO): leukotriene-C(4) hydrolase activity; glutathione gamma-glutamate hydrolase
Source: RefSeq, a predicted model, not a curated record
CACCUUUAGUGAGCUAUAAAAAUAACAAAGGUGGAAUAUAAAUGAACAAACAAAUGAACAAACAUUGUAUUAGCUGCCUCUGUACCGUUUGUUUGCCCAGUGAAUUCCCGCUCCAAAAUCUGGUUGCCUUAUAUUCCUAGGCUGCAACUCUGAUUUCUCAAGAACAAGCAGGCAUUCACUCACUCACAAUCAGCAAUUAUCAGCAACUCUCAGGACACGUGUCUUGUAACAGCAACUGUUGAUGAGCCCAAUAGCUGAGUGUGCAAUUCCUCAGAAUCCUUGGCUGUCUAGACAUUCUCUACUCUUCCCUGCCCAUUCCUGCUGAUGAAUUGUGUUGCAAGUCUCCUUUGAGCUCUUCUGUUUGCUUAACCAGUGAGGACAAGCACACAAGAGUUGGAAGGGAGAACUGCAUGUACUUUGUGGAUUCAUCUGCAUCCUCAGAGACGGUCCACAGUCUUCAGGGACAUUUUGAAACGUGGCGGCUCUGCAGUGGAUGCUGCUAUUGCAGCCUUGAUCUGCACAUCAGUCCUGAAUCCACAGAGCAUGGGCCUGGGUGGAGGCAUUAUUUUCACCAUCUACGAUGCACCCACAGGGAAAAUUGAGGUGCUCAAUGCUCGUGAAAGGGCUCCCCAAAACAUCACUGAAGGUUUGCUGAAAAGGUGUACAGGCACUUUGCUUCCAGGGUCUCAAUGGAUCGCUAUUCCUGGGGAGCUUCGUGGUUAUGAAGAAGCUCACCUACGCUAUGGCAAAUUGCCAUGGAAGGACCUUUUUGAACCCACCAUUGAGAUGCUUGGCCUUGGAAUCCAGAUACCAGAGGUUUUGAGCCAGUUUCUGAAAUUCCUGGAGUCGCCUUUGAAGAACUCGUCCUUAUGCCAACUGCUUUGCAAUGACCGAGGAGCUGUCCUGAGCCACGGAGAGGACUUACGCUGGGCAGCCCUAGAGAAGACCCUCAGAGCUGUGGCAAAAAACGGGGCCGAAGAAUUCUACACUGGGAAGACGGCAGAAAAGUUAGUGCAAGAUGUCAGAGCUGAAGGUGGCACUUUGACAAUGGAGGAUCUCAAGAAUUACCAUGUUGAACUGGUGAAACCCUUGAAUAUGUCAUUGGACAAAUAUACCAUAUUCUCAGCCCCGAGGCCAGCAGCCGGAGCAGUCCUUUUCUUCAUUCUCAAUGUCCUAAAAGGGUUCAAUUUCACCAAAGUGGUUCUGGAAGAACCAAAGGGAAAAGCAAGGGCCUAUCACUACAUCGCAGAGACCUUGAAGUUUGCCAAUGGCCAAAGAGCAAAAUUAGAUGACCCCAAUUUUUCUAAAAUAAAUGAGGAGGUUCUCCACGAGAUGAUGUCAGAUGCCUUUGCUGACCACAUCAGGCAGUUGAUCGACGGCCGGGGCGACCACCCAGCCAGCCACUAUGACCCUGCCCAGCUGAGAAUGGCCCCUUUUGGCACCUCCCACGUGGCUGUUUUGGCAGAAGAUGGGAGUGCUGUGUCAGCCACCAGCACCAUCAACCACCCGUUUGGCUCAAUGGUCUAUUCGCAGCAAACUGGGAUCAUCUUAAACAAUGAGCUGGCUGAUUUUUGCAUGAAACGGUCUAGUGAAAACAUUUCUCCAGGAGAGAUGCCUCCCUCCUCCAUGACACCAUCCAUUCUUCUUUCUAAAAAUGGGAAGUCCAAGCUAAUAGUAGGUGGCUCAGGUGGGCCCCUCAUUAUCCCUGCUGUAGCCCAGGCCAUCGUCAAUAAGUUAUGGUUUGGGUAUGAUCUGGAUCAAGCCAUCAGAGCGCCCAUCCUCUAUGCCACUGGUGGUGGCUCCGUUCUAGUGGAGAAGCAGUUUCCACAGAACCUCACGACCGCUUUGAUCACCCUGGGGCACUCAGUCCACACUGCAACACAUGCCCUGAAUGUGGUGCAGGGCAUCUCCCAGGAGGGCGCCUGCAUCUUCCCUUAUUCUGACUGGAGGAAGCGAGGAGAAGCCUCCGGCUACUAGAAGCAGGGAGAAGCGUGGCUAAACUCUGAAGCAACUGUUCUCCUUCUCUGCCGGUUUUGCCAUCAGCCUUUGGAUGCAUUCCUGUGCAAACCACACACACUCACUCACACAAACACACACACAGCCCAAACUGUGUUCUACAUUUCUCCUCUGUCCGACCUAACUCCUGCUGAAAGUUGCCCUGCAACUGGACCUUAUAUCCACACACACACACACACACACACACACACACACACACACACACACACACGAACGAGACGGUCGAAGCUGAGCCACACGUCCGUCUCCUGCGAGUCUAGAGGUUGAGGGAAAGGGGGGCAGGGCUGAAGUAGUCUCUUCUCUGUCCUGAGAUAUAAUGUCCUCCUGGAACCACGGAGUGUCUGUGGCUGAUGGAAGCCGAGGAUGCCCAGUGAGAAAGACUGAGACUGGCAUAGGUGGGAAA